Phoenix dactylifera (date palm) is the source of this 1591-nucleotide messenger RNA. Its product is annotated as transcription factor TCP20-like. NCBI's taxonomy places the organism in Eukaryota, Viridiplantae, Streptophyta, Magnoliopsida, Arecales, Arecaceae. Gene Ontology annotation, cellular component: nucleus. Gene Ontology annotation, molecular function: sequence-specific DNA binding; DNA-binding transcription factor activity. The record is from RefSeq and is a predicted model, not a curated record.
CCUCUGUCUCUCUCUCCAUUCUUAAUAAAGAAAAAGGAAAAGGAGUCUUUUUUUUCCUCUCUCUCCAGCUUCUCUCUGCUAUAAUGGAUCCCCACGGCUCCUCAAAGGUCACCCCAGAGGCCUCCAAGUUCCACCAGGCCCUGGGCCGCCACCCAGAGGAUAAAAGACAACCCUCCACCAGCCUAGGCUCCACCACCACCCACCAACGGGAAGACAGCAGCAGCAGAGGAGGAGGAGGAGACCUCCAGAUAGUGAUGAUGGCCUCCAUGGCACCACCAACAACAGUAUCAGAGAAGGAGGACCAGCAAAGGCGGCAGCUUGUGCCUCGCCGGAGCUCCAACAAGGACCGGCACACCAAGGUGGACGGCCGCGGCCGCCGCAUCCGCAUGCCGGCCCUCUGCGCGGCCCGUAUCUUCCAGCUCACCCGCGAGCUUGGCCACAAGUCCGACGGGGAGACCAUCCAGUGGCUCCUCCACCAGGCCGAGCCCGCCAUCAUCGCCGCCACCGGCUCCGGCACCAUCCCCGCCUCCGCCCUCUCCUCCUCCUCCUCAUCCGCGGCCUCCACCCCCCACCAGACCAAUUGGACCGGUUUCGCUACUACUACUACUACCUGCCUCGGCCGGCCGCACCACCAGGGGCUGUGGCGGGCGGCGGCGGCGGCUUCGGCUUCCGGGCGAUUCAAUUCAGGAUUUUUGCAGCCGGCGCCGGCGACGUCGAGCAUUGGGUUCCAUGGACUGGAGUUGCCGGGCGGCGGCAGCGGCGGCAUGGGGGCGAUGAGCUUCUUGUCGAUUCUGGGCGGGCACGGGCAGCAGCUGCCAGGGCUGGAGCUCGGGCUCUCGCAAGAUGCAAGCAUGGGUGGGGUGUUAAAUUCACAAGUUUUGGGCCAAUUCUAUCAGCAGAUGGGGCAGGGGAGGAUCGGCGAGGGCGGUCAGUUGCAUCAGCAGCAGCAGCAGCAGCAUUUGGCGUCGUUGAAGGAUAAUUCACACGAGUCAACGAAGUAGACAGACGAGGCCGAGGAGUUCUUAAGGAGAAUUCAAGGAGAAAAUCGAAGAAAAUUGCGGUCGGAGAGGCUGUUAGGAUUAGUUUGGUUGGUUGGUUGGUUGGUCUUCUUCCUUUGAUAAUUACUACUGGAGAAAAGAGGUGAUUGGAUUUAGAUAUCUAUUGAAUUGGUUACUGGAUUUUUGUGUCUGCUCUACAAAGUUUCAAAGGAGUCUCCGAUUAUUUUAUGGGUGCAUAUUGAAGGCAGCUGAAUUGCUUGGGGUGGAACUGGGGAUGUUGUCUAUUUGGAGUCUUGUAGAUAAGAGAUGAAGCCAUCUUGUUAGGAGGUCUGGAUGGAGUGGUGAUUGGUUUGUAUUUUAUUUUAUUUUUUUGAUGAAUAAAGAUAUAAGGUUCCUAUUUUGUCACCAAUGAGAUUCUCUGCAGAGAUGGUGAGGCUAAACAUUUAUAAUAGUCGCAGAAGCAAUUCUUUGCCAAUUAAUGGUUUAAAUUUGUUAACUACUUUCCAUUGUUCGCCUGUUUAUAGUUUUAUUAUCUUCUGGUUGCCAACAUUUCUUUUUGGAGUUGGUAAUGGUAAUUGGUGUCCAGGGUGUUA